UUAGUUGCUUUCGGUUUCAAUCGGCCAGUAAGAGAGAGAUUAAGGGGCCGAUGAUAUCUGCAGACAGUAAAACUCGUCUUCUUCUACGUCUCCUUUAUCUUGAAACGACAAAUCUUGAUUCUCGAAGCACGACGACAGCAGGCAUUCGUGAAUUCCGAGGCUUCAGUACCUUUUUGAAGAAAAUUGGGAAUUGUAUUUGUGGCAGAAACGGGGAUAUGGGAUCUGAAGGGCCAAAGAAUGUAGUCAUUCAUGUUACUGGAUUUAAGAAGUUUCAAGGAGUAGCCGAAAAUCCCACAGAGACAAUAGUUGAUAAUUUGAAGGAUUUUGUUGACAAGAGAGGGUUGCCUGCUGGGGUUACUCUAGGAAGCUGCACCAUUCUUGAGACUGCUGGAGAUGGUGCUCUUCCCACGCUUUACAAGGUCUUGGAAUCGGGCACUGCAGCUACAAAUGAUGACAAAAAUGAACAAAUCGUCUGGCUUCACUUAGGGGUCAACAACGGGGCAUUAAGAUUUGCCAUUGAGCGAUUAGCAGCAAAUGAAGCCACCUUCCUUUGUCCAGACGAGCUAGGAUGGCAACCUCUGCAACAUCCAAUAGUCCCUGAGGAUGGAGAAAUUUCCUGCACAAGAGAGACUUGUUGCUCCAUUGAGGAAGUACUGAGGUUCUUGAAGAAGAAGGGCUACGAGGUGACAAUAUCAGAUGAUGCAGGUCGCUUUGUAUGCAACUAUGUCUAUUAUCACUCUCUUCGAUUUGCAGAACAGAAGGGUUACAAAUCUCUUUUUGUGCAUGUUCCUUCAUUCUUAAGAAUUGAUGAAGAAACUCAAAUGCAUUUUGUAGCCUCCCUUAUAGAGGCUAUUGCCUCAACAUGUCAAUAAAAUUGAUCUCAGUAUAUUUUUUUA
Hevea brasiliensis (rubber tree) is the source of this 896-nucleotide messenger RNA. RefSeq lists its product as uncharacterized. NCBI's taxonomy places the organism in Eukaryota, Viridiplantae, Streptophyta, Magnoliopsida, Malpighiales, Euphorbiaceae. The coding region runs from base 51 to 872 and encodes 273 amino acids. Gene Ontology annotation, biological process: proteolysis. Gene Ontology annotation, molecular function: pyroglutamyl-peptidase activity. The transcript is spliced from 5 exons. The record is from RefSeq and is a predicted model, not a curated record. Gene Ontology annotation, cellular component: cytosol.